AUGAUUCUGAAUAUAUUCAAAUUAUCUGAACGUUUAGCGUCGUGGCACAAUGCGACUGGCAUCGCACGUAUACAGCUCUCGGCGCCCGGUCACUGCCUGCGCCUUCCUCGCGCCAACUUCGGCACGAAAAGGGUCACGCAAAAGAGAAGGCACAUGCUUAGGCUCAUACACCCCGAGGAGAAGCAUACGAACAAGGAGUUACGUGAUGGGUGGCUCUCAAACGAUGACGCCUUACCGAAGUCGCUGCUCUGCAACUCCGCAAUAAGGAAACUUGUCUACUCAAACACCGUUGAGGCGCAAAAACUCGCCCGCAAGGUGGAUUGGGACGCAUACAAGUGCAACGUUAGGGGCGUGAGGUGGCAUCCGUCAGGAAGCUGGUACGUCCAGUUCAACCGGCGAAACUACGAAAAAAACUUCUUCGUCAAUUGCCACUGUUACUUCAGGGUCGAUGAACACGGGUUCCACGACGCCAAGGAGAAGGCAAUUGCAUAUCGCAAACGGCUAGAGGCUGAGUACGACGAACUGCAGGAGACGUGGCACGAAAUGGACAAAAAACGUAUGGAAGAAAGAGCCAGAAGACACGGUGAUCGCCAAAUGGCGCUCGAGGAGGAGGAGUUUUUGCUUGCGGACUCAACCCCUGGGUGA
This is a messenger RNA of Babesia bigemina, 645 nucleotides long. RefSeq lists its product as hypothetical. Gene Ontology annotation, biological process: regulation of DNA-templated transcription. The record is from RefSeq and is a predicted model, not a curated record. The transcript is spliced from 5 exons. NCBI's taxonomy places the organism in Eukaryota, Apicomplexa, Aconoidasida, Piroplasmida, Babesiidae. The coding region runs from base 1 to 645 and encodes 214 amino acids. Gene Ontology annotation, molecular function: DNA-binding transcription factor activity.